UGGUAGUUAAUUUAAGUUGUACAUGUGCAGCAAGAUUAGUUGUCCACGCUCGUUAAAAUGUCACAGUUUUACUUGAUUUUUCGACUCAUUCUUGGUCUCUUGUUGUGUUCUUUGGGCUCCAGUAACACAGUUCUUGUCACUGGUGGGGCUGGAUUUAUAGGAUAUCAUGUAUCUCGGAGGCUAGCAGGUCUAAGAUACGAAGUGGUCGUGUUAGACUCAUUUCUAAGUCGAGGAGUGAGUGAUGAUAGCAUCAGGCUAAUGAGGGCAGACCAGUUAAAAAGAAUAGGCAUUAUAGUUCUUAAAGGCAGUGUGUCAGAUCCACAUGUAAUAGAGUAUGUAUUUAAACAUUAUCCUAACAUAAAUGAAGUAGUACAUUGUGCUGGUCAUUCGUCUAUCAAUGAUAACAAUAGAGAUCCAUUGAUGGGAGCUGAAAGCAGCCUCAAAUCAAUGGUAUCUCUAUUGGAUGCACUAGUGAAACACAAAGACGUGAGACUAGUCUACAUGUCUACUUCAGGUGUUUAUGGAAUUCAUAGUGAGUCUCCAUUAUCAACGACUAGAUCAUUCAUUAGACCGAGGGAUAUGCUGGCCACUUUUAUGUUAAGUGUGGAGGAAAUAGUUUCUGGCUAUGUACAAGAGUAUCACUUAAAAUCAGCAGUUGGUCUUAGAUUAUUCACAGUAUAUGGACCAUGGAGCAAUACAGAUAAUAUAAUACACUCCAUGACUCAAUCAAUAGCUAAUGGCAAAACCAGAGACAUAUCGCUUAAUCUUUACUUGAAGCGGGACCUCACUUACAUAGAGGACGUUGUUGAUGGGAUUUUACUUGCUCUUAAAUAUACUCCACCAUUUGGUCAUGAAGUGUUUAACAUUGGGACAGGAGUGGGGACAAAACUAGCUAUGGCUGCUAAUUUGAUAAAAUCUGACCUUAGAGCCAAUUUUCAUAACACACUGGAAGUGAUCAAGAGAUCUCCUAGUGAUGUACCUGAAGAGGAAUAUGCUGAUAUCUCUGCAACUUCUGAAAGCAUUGGAUUCUCUCCCAAAACAAAACUAAGAAAUGGUAUAAGAAAGUUUGUUUUAUGGUGGAAGGAGUAUAAUUCCUAUAAUUACCAUGUUGAAAGAAACCCUGCUGAUGAGUCCAUUACAUCUAAGGCCUUGGAUGAAUCUAUUGCGAGAAGAGGACAUGAGUUUAGAGAAAGAUUAGCUGAUUUAAGGGAGAAGUAUACCUUCUAUGCAGAGUCGCAUAAUAUACCUGUUGCUAAGUUUUACAGACACAAAACUUUCAAGUUUUACCCAGAUGUUGAAGCCCCUGGUACAUUACGUACUGAAAGGAACACCAGUUUUGAACAUAUGAAGGAAGUGUGUGACUAUAUGGAUGAUUGUGUUGGAUUCAACACCAAAGGAGAGAUAAAGACUAUACUACAAACCUCAAAGCCUUGGGCCAAAGGAAGUGGAUUACACAUUGCUAAUAUUGACGUGUGCAAGGCUGGCCUCCAUAACUGCUUUGCACCAAGAAAGUGUGUAUAUAAAGGUCCUGCUGUUUUCUCCUGUGUCUGUGGCGAUGGCUACCAGUCAAUUGAUCAAAACUGCAUUGAAAAAUACUCUGAGCAUCGGACUUCUAAUACGAUAUCAGACCUUAGGCUGAGAGAUAUCCUUUCUGGUCUAAAUCCUCACCAAUUUAUGUUAUCAGAUAGCUCUACUUUCUACUGUCACAAAGGUAGAGACUCACCCAAUGGGGAUCUACUAUAUGUACCUAAUGCUAACAAAGAUCCCAGUAUUCUAACGAAAGCCUGUCGCAUGACGUAUCGCUGUGUCGGUUUCUCGACUAACGGGCUACUGAAGAAAAGUAUGAAAGGAGAAAAUAAAUGGAAAGAAUCUCAGUAUGACCUUUACACUGUUGGAAGUGUAUUAUGAUCUGAUAGAAUGAUAAUCAAAGACUCUUGUAUAAUAAUAGUAAUACCAGGGGCAGGUUACACUUUAGAUGAACUUUC
Messenger RNA from Amphimedon queenslandica, 1985 nucleotides. RefSeq lists its product as uncharacterized. The transcript has 16 exons. Bases 58 to 1908 code for a protein of 616 amino acids. The record is from RefSeq and is a predicted model, not a curated record. NCBI's taxonomy places the organism in Eukaryota, Metazoa, Porifera, Demospongiae, Haplosclerida, Niphatidae.